Messenger RNA from Thlaspi arvense, 1350 nucleotides. Lineage: Eukaryota; Viridiplantae; Streptophyta; Magnoliopsida; Brassicales; Brassicaceae. The record is from the annotation of a GenBank genome assembly.
AUGGGUGUGGUUAUCGAGAGCUUUGUUUGGGAACCGAGCUCAAAGGUCUUCGUCUUCUUCUUCAUUUCCACAUUUCUAUCGAUAUUUCUGUUACCAUACUUCGCCAAAAACAGAACUUUUGGUAGCUUCGAUCACACCGUCUCCUCUUCUUUCGCUCGGUUCCAGAGAUGGUUUCUAGCUAUCUACACUCUCUCUUCAGUGAUGGAAGGUUUAUGGUCAGUGUACGGAGAAUUUGAGUUAGCAUCUUAUGGCGUAAGCAAAGAAACAAUGGUGUUUUAUCUCUGUGUUGGCUAUUCGACUAAUCUUAUCAUCGGUCCUUUACUUGGUGUGGUCUCUGAUCUCAUAGGUCAGAAGAGGAUUUGUCUACUCUAUUGCGUCUUGCACUUGGUUUUUAGUUUGUGGAAGAGGAUAACAAUGAGUCCUAGUGCCUGUUUUGCAAAUGUGUGCUUGUCUCUUGCUGGUCUCAUAUACUCAUUUGGGUUUGAGACUUGGCUUGUUGUGGAACACGAAAAGCAAAGCCAGAGGAAUGAUUCGUUAAAUGAGACGUUCUGGUUGAUGACUUUUCUUGAGUCUGCAUCUUUAAUCGGUGGUCAAGUUCUUGCGAACUGGCUUGUGGAUGGAAAUGUUCAGCACGGCAUUGCGUUGUCUGCUACAACGUCUCUGUUAUUGUCCGUUGUUGCCAUCAUUUGUAUUGUCCGGACUGCGAAAGAGCCUUUGAAGACGCUUCCACUUAGAGACUAUUCCGCAGCUUUCUACGCAUAUGUUCUUGGUGAUAAAAGAAUAUGGUUUCUAGGAACUUCACAAGCCUGCCUCCAGUUUUCCACUGCAGUCUUUUGGAUUCUUUGGGCACCAACGAUAGUGGCUGAUGGGCGAGAAGUGAAUCUGGGAUUGAUAUAUCCAUGUUUCUUGGGUUCAAGAAUGCUUGGAAGCACAGCAUUCCCAUGGCUUAUGAGCGGGCAAUCAUUGCUCCGGCUUGAAGAUUGCUUAGUCUACAUAUACGCAAUACUUGGUAUUGUGUUUUCUGUAGUAGCCUAUGAUUAUCAGGAAAUCAGAACCUUAGUAAUACUUUUCUGCUUAUUUCAUGGCUUUGCUGGACUGGUACUGCCUUUGCUUGCAAGAUUAAGGACCAUGUAUGUACCGAACGAGUUACGUGGAGGGAUGAUAAGCCUUUCUCAAGUCCCAGCUAAUGCAGCUAUUUUGUUUUGCUUGAUACAGAGAGGAUACUCUCACAAGAUCGAGAACUCAACGAUGAUGGCUUUAGGUUCCGUUUCUUUGUUCACUGCAUCUGGUUGUAUAUAUUUACUGAGACGAUGGGGAAAGUCACCGCACCAAGAUUGGCACAAGUUAUGA